Molecule: messenger RNA, 4427 nt
Organism: Rhincodon typus (whale shark)
Lineage: Eukaryota; Metazoa; Chordata; Chondrichthyes; Orectolobiformes; Rhincodontidae
Gene: hpse
Product: heparanase
Exons: 11
Coding region: 1-1317 (438 amino acids)
Cellular component (GO): membrane; extracellular matrix
Molecular function (GO): hydrolase activity, acting on glycosyl bonds
Source: RefSeq, a predicted model, not a curated record
AUGCAAUCCAAUUCUGCUACUGAGCUGUGUCACCAGCACGUCCGAGCAGGUGAUUGUCUAAAUACAGUUCCCUAUGACGUGGAGAAGUAUCUGACACAUCUCUUGGCCUUGCAAGCCCCUGUCAUCCUGAAAGAGCAAUUCCAGCAAGACUUUAAAAACAUUACAAUUUCAGAAAGAUCUGUGGACAUCUUGUACAGUUUUGCAAACUGCUCUGGGCUUCAUUUAAUCUUUGGUCUCAAUGCCUUAUUGAGGAAAAACCAAGCAUGGGAUAGCUCAAACGCCCAAAAGCUUCUGCAGUACUGUGCAUUGAGAAAAUAUGACAUGUCCUGGGAACUUGGCAAUGAGCCCAACAGUUUUAGAAAGAAAGCUCACAUAAAAAUUCACGGCUCUCAGCUUGGACAAGACUUUGAGCAUUUGUAUAAUUUGCUGCACACCUUCAAGGUCUUCAACCACUCUGGACUCUAUGGACCUGACAUUGGACAGCCUGGAAAACGAGCGAUAAUCACCUUGCUGAAAGGGUUUCUUAAAACUGGAGGGAAUGUCCUCAGUGCAAUCACCUGGCACCAUUAUUAUGUGAAUGGGCGGACUGCAUCGCUGAAGGACUUCCUGAACCCUCAGGUGUUGGACAGCCUUGGGCUUAAAAUUAAUCAAAUUUUUGAGGUUGCUUCUAAAAUUGCCCCUGAGAAGAAGGUAUGGUUAGGGGAGACCAGUUCAGCUUUUGGAGGAGGUGCUCCUGAUCUAUCAGACAAAUUUGUAGCUGGCUUUAUGUGGUUGGACAAACUUGGACUGUCGGCUAAAUUGGGCAUUGAUGUUGUUAUCAGACAGGCUUUGUUUGGCGCAGGGUUUUACCAGCUGGUGGAUAGGGAUCUUGAACCAUUACCCGACUAUUGGCUUUCUCUGAUUUAUAAAAAACUUGUAGGUACCAGGGUACUGAAUGUAUCUGCUAUGCACAGAGACACGGCCAACAAUGGAACCUUGCGUGUGUACAUGCACUGUACCAACCCCAAGAGCCACAUCUAUCGAAAGGGAUCAGUUACAAUGUUUGCUUUAAACCUGAGUGAUCAAGACAAACACAUUCUCCUUUGCUGCUCUUCGUUCAACAAAACUAUUCAGUUCUUGCUCCAACCUGGUGACAGUGAGAAAGGAUUAUAUUCACAGUCUGUUCAACUCAAUGGUGAGCUUCUCAAAAUGGUGGACCGGAAGACCUUGCCAAUUAUCACUGGGAAAGUGCUUCAACCAGGAAGUCCAAUUGUUCUCCCUGCACUUUCCUAUGCAUUCUAUGUGGUUCAAGAUGCUAAGGCUCCUGCUUGUCAAUGAAACAACAUCAAGGCAAUGGUACAACUAGCAGUGGCUUGAGCUUGAUCUUGCACUGAGCUAAAAUAUUUACUGGAGAACAUACUAAAUUAUACAAAACCUCAUGGAUUCUCCAUGACUUUCUUUAUCAAAAAGGAGCAAGAUUUCUAUCCACGAAUAUAAAAUUGUCAUUUGGUGUCUAUUAGUUGGGCUGUAUUUUUUUAUAUGAGAGUGAGUGAAGGUGAAUUGAAAUUUGCCUGCCGGAAUACAAUAUUGGAUUUUGACUAUCCUUCCCAAUUGCAAGUGAAGAUUAUCCAAAAGAAAUAAAUACCACCUUUCCGAUGCUAGGGGUGGUAAUCAUUGAAAGAACCUGAAUGGAUCAGACCUGGCAUCUGUUCCAGUCAACUUUUCCCUCUCUCUCUGAGUCAUACCCAAACAAGUGUUGAACUUCUCACUUACAUGUUAGAGUUACUAACAUCCAUUUUAGGCAGGUAUCUGGGCAUUGAUGUAGGUCCAGUGCAACAAUUGGCUCAUAAGAUUGAAACAUGAGCCAAUUCCUACUCCAAACUGAGUGGGUGCUUGUACUUUUUAACUAUUUGUAUCUUUAUUUUUCUAGUGAAUUCAACUCCCUUCAAUAUCUAGGUGGUAGUCAAAAUGUAUAUUGUCUAAGUGUUUGACAUAAGGUGCUACAAUUUAUCUGCUUUUUAAAAAAUAUUGUUUCCAUUUCUGUGAAUAUUUAACUUAUUGAUUCAAUUUUACAUAAACAUUAAAGGCAAAUUUGCACGGCUUGGUCUCACUGAGCCAGACACAUGCUGCCUCUGUGUAUCUGGAUGUGGGUGGCAUGAAGGUCCUUUGGCAUGGGUGAAUGAAUAUCAAAUGGUCCAAUGUGGGCAUCUGUGAGUUGUGAACUUCUUCUGCAGCCAAGCCUGCCAACUUUGCACAUUGCUUCAUCAGUAUUUGUGCUAUCAAUGUAAUUACAGAAAGGCCUAAUUUAGAUUUAUCGUUGUACAAUUAAACAGUGUUAGGUGUAGUAAAAGAACAUAUAGGGAAGAGUAACCAUAAUAUAUAAGAAUUUUAUAGGUAGUUAGAGUGAUUUAGUGAAAUCUAAAACUAUUGUCAAAACAAAGCAAGCUAUUUGGAUUGACGCUCACAUAAAUUGGGAAGUUAAUUAAAAGAUAUGACUGUCAAUUAAAAAAAAGAACUAAUUUACAAUGAAUGUAGAUUCCCUUGAGAAAUAAAAACUCCACAGGAAAAAAAGAUUCAUCCAUAGCUAACAAAAGAAGCAAAUGUAAUAUUAAAGGAAGACACUAAUAAUGUUGCAAAAAGUAGUUUGCAAAUUCAUUAAAGGAUGAUCAAAAACUGGUAAAAACAAGUAGGAAAGUUAACUAGCUGGAGAUAUGAAAAUAGAUUGUAAAAGAUUCCAUACGUAUCCAAAAAGAGUGUUGCAAGAGUAAGUUAGGUUCCUUUGAGGUGGAAACAGGACAAAUUAGAGGGAAUAAGGAAAUGGUACUGACAUUGAAAAAAUGCUUUUUAUUUAUCUUCACUGCGAAAGACCCAAAAAUACUCCAGAUGUAACAGAGAACCAAGGGUCUGGUGAGAGUGAGGAACAUAUGGUGACCAGUUUCAAUCAAGAAAGGCUGCUGGAGAAAUUUAUGGAACUAAAAACAAGUGCACUGGACCCAAUGGCCUCGAUUAAAAAGAAGGCAAUGGAAAUGAUGAUGUUUAGGCUUUGAGCUCACAGAAUUCCCCCUUAUUGCAAAGUAGGAAAUGUAACCCCGCUGCUCCAGAAAGCAACAAAAGAGAGAAAAUGGGGAACAAACGCCAGAUAGCUUUACUUUAGGUGUAGCAAGUGUUAAAUUUAUUAUAAGGGACAUGAUAACAAAGCAUUUAGGGAGUCAACACAGGUUUAUGAAAUUAAAAUCCACUAAUCAGUCAGUUUUUUUUGGUUCAGGUUGUAACUAAUAGGAUGAAUAAGGAGGAACCAGUAGAUAUAGUGUAUUUGGAUUUUCACAAAUAUUUCAGAUAUUAGCCAAAACAGCAAAUUAGGGCUUAUUGAAUGGAGUAAUAUUUGAGCAUAAUUGGCGAUUGGUUACUAUCAGAAAACAGACUGGUUAACAGACUGCAAUUGCUGGUAUACUGUACUCCAAGAAUCAAUGCUUAUGCUUCAGAUAUCUAUAAUCUGUAUCAAUGAUGGUUGAGUGUAAUGUGCCUAAGUUUAGUGGCGAUGGAAAAUUUCCUAGGAAAGUAAGCAUUGAGGAGGACACCAAGAAACUGUAAAAGGAUUCAGGUUGGCUAAAUGAGUGGGAAAGAACGUAGCAAAUGGAAGGUAAAAAAUAGAAAUUUAGGAGCAUAGCUGUUACUGGGAGAAGGGAAGACUAAUUGUGCUGGCAGAUGCACUAUUGAAGACUUCUUGUGACAUACCUUUAUCAACAGUCCAGGUUUUAACAAAUGGGGGUCAGUUAGCUCAGUUGGCCUGAAUACUUGGUUUGUGAUGCAGAAUGACGCCAACAACAUGGGUUCAAUUUCCAUUCUAGCUUAGGUCACUAUGAAGAUCCCACCUUCUCAACCUCAACCCUCACCUGAGGGGUGGUCACCCCCUGGUUAAACCACCACCAGUCAUUUCUCUCUCACAAGAGCAGCUCUAUAGUCCUGUGGAACUAUGGAUACUUUAUUAUUUUACAAAUGGUAAGUAAAUGUGAAUCAAAUAAGUUGAUGUCCUUGAAAUAGCAGACAGCAGGAAAUUGAUCAUUCACACUGACAUUACUGCAUUGUCUUCUCCAUUUUGAGAAGCAACGUGUUUAGCUCUGAGUUUAAUUUCUAGAUCAACUGGAGAAUAUAUUUCCUAUUGUUGGUGAUUGCUUGGAGUGUCUCCUUUAUAAGUAUCAUUCUUGUUGCCCACAAAUUGUUCAAGAUUAAUUAAAUAAAAUUAAUGCGAUAUAAUCUCAUUACAUUAAUGAUUUGAUGAGCAACAUUCUUUUGCACUUGAUCAAUUUUAGUGCUGGAGUUUUAAAUGAAUAUUUUAUGUUUUGAAAAAAAACAUUCUUACAAUCUGACUUAUUUUGAAUAUUAUGUAUGACUGUAACUGAUUUUGAGCCUUUUCUUGAAUAAAAGAUAAUUGGCCUGUGUGCUUGUAA